Molecule: messenger RNA, 384 nt
Organism: Abrus precatorius (Indian licorice)
Lineage: Eukaryota; Viridiplantae; Streptophyta; Magnoliopsida; Fabales; Fabaceae
Product: calmodulin-like protein 4
Exons: 1
Coding region: 1-384 (127 amino acids)
Molecular function (GO): calcium ion binding
Source: RefSeq, a predicted model, not a curated record
AUGAGCGUAGCAGUUGUGAACAGCUCCACCGUAACAGAGUUCGUAAAGGACACGGCUAAGUUUGAUGGUUUCGUGAAUGAAUGGUUUGCAAUGAUAGACAAGAAUGGCGAUGGAAAGCUUUCGCGUGACGAAAUCCGUGGUGGGUUUGGGAUGUUUUUGGCCUUAGAUUCUGAAUCACAGCCACAAGAAGAGAUGUUCAAGAGGUUUGAUGAAGAUGGAAAUGGCGCACUCGAUCUCAAAGAGUUCAAGUCCUUAAUGACUGAGAUUAUGCAUGCAGUUGCUCGUGGCAUUGGUGGCUCUCCCAUCAUUGUCGUUCUUGGCAAAGAUAGCUUACUCAUCAAGGCUGUUCAACAUGAAUUGGCAACGCGCUCAUCUCCUUCUUGA